AUGACCAUGUACUUUGGGCAUCAGCUUACAAUUCUUUACGUCAUUUGUCUAGUGUCCAUUGUUGGGCCUUCUUCAGCGUUGAUAUCUCCGAUGCCUUGUAUAGAGCUUCGGCAAACUUUUUCGGUCUGCAGUAGAAGUGAGUGCAAGUUCGGGUCUAGAUUUCAUUCCUUCAAAACGUCUGAAUACAGGAUGGGGAUGGCCAGGCGUCCAAAUGACGAUGAUACCAAGCAGAACAAGGAAGCUGGGAAGCCAGAAUCUCCUGUUCCUCACGAGGUUUCGGAUAUUAAACUAAAGUAUCUGUUGUUGAAGAGUCAAUUGUCGCAAUUGAUAGACAAUGAAAGAUACGAAGAAGCAAAGGCCUUGAAAAAGGAGAUGGAUAACCUGCAGGAAAAGGACACUGAGUUGUUGGCCUGUAAGCUAUUGAAUGUCAGCAAAAAGAUGCAAGCAUCUUUGGAUGAAACGCUCAAGGCCAACAAACUUUCGAGGCUUGAACACGAGCUUCGAAUGGCCAUUGCAGAAGAGGACUAUUCAAAGCAAGAAUUAAACUCGACCAUCUCAAAGGCUGUGUUACAGCGCAUUGAUCUUGUGCUGUUGGAGGCAGAAAUCAAGAUGAGGGUUGUGAAGCUCAAAGCAACUGAAAAGGAAACUUUUCAAGAUCCGAAGGCAAAGUUGCAGCAUCAACUGCAAAGGUCCAUUGAGAGCGAGGAGUAUGAGGCAGCACAUGAGUAUUUGCAAGAAUUGAAGCUCAUGCGGAUGCACCAUGAAAAGAUGAAAUUGUCCGCUGACCGGGGCAAGCUGUUGGAGAAAGAACUAACAGAAGCCGUAAACGCAGAAAGGUAUGAGGACGCUGCUCAAAUAUCGAAGGAUCUUGCUCACCAAGAGAAACUCAAAAUGCAUGAUGCGCUGCAGAAGCAGAUUACUGAAAACAUCGCAGUGAAACCCCAACCAGCCGUAAGCAUCAGCGCCAGCCCUGCGCUAGUAGAGACCAACGAGUCCCUUGUUCCCUUGGAGCAAGAGGUGUCGGACAGGAGGGUUGUAAGUGCAAACGCUCAAGAUGGCGGUGGAUUAGACGUUGACAUGAAGCAGGUUCGGUCGACAAGCUACUUCAUGAUCGCCCUCACCUUCGCCUCCUUUUUCGCCAACUUGAUGAUCAUCGGAAAGGCCUUUCAGGCCGGUGCAUGGUGA
Guillardia theta CCMP2712 is the source of this 1185-nucleotide messenger RNA. RefSeq lists its product as hypothetical. Lineage: Eukaryota; Cryptophyceae; Pyrenomonadales; Geminigeraceae. The transcript has 14 exons. The coding region runs from base 1 to 1185 and encodes 394 amino acids. The record is from RefSeq and is a predicted model, not a curated record.